UGCAUGUAUGUUAUAAUUUCAAUUUCAGGCGAUAAUUUCCUAAAUAAUUGGUUAUCAAAAUGGUUGUCGAUUAAUUUGCUAAUGGAUUAGUUGUCAAUUAAUUAUUGCACCUCUUGUUACCAACAAUUUCGAAUGAACAUUGACUGACGAGCAUACUAUAUUGUAGUGUCUCCAAGGACAACGCCAACUUCAGGAUGAUGAUAAACACUCAGAAGGAAAACAAUACUGUACAUUAUUUUCAAUUACCGGUAAUGAUACCCUACUGGACGCCAUGAACUGUAUGUAUUAAAAAAGUUGUCCGGGAGUUUAAGAGGACGCUCGCCACGCUAAAGUUUAUGCUUAAGUUAACGCGAAUAUAAAUUCUAUGCUAGCACUACGAGUUAAUGUUUACUGUGUGAUGAUCAGAGGUGGGUAGUAACCCAUUACAAGUACUACGUUACAUUUACUUGAGUAACUUUUUGAGGAAAAUGUACUUCUAAGAGUAGUUCUACGAAGCUAUACUUUUUACUUUUACUUGAGUAGAUUUCUGAAGAAAAAAACGCAACGCUUACUCCGCUACUUUGGGCUACACAAGAGUUGUUACAUUUUUUCUCUUUAUUGUAUGUGUUGGAUUUAUUUAUUUAUUUAUUUAUUUGCCGGCGAGUAGCCAAGAGUAGUUCCACCAAUUUUACCAAUGAGACAUCGCAACAAUAAUCACAUGACUCGGUUAUACCACUCAGAUGCGAGCUUGUUGUUCUAUGUUAAUGCCAGCCUGUUCCGUCAUGUAGUGUCUUUAAAGCACCUUAAAAAAUGAAGAAUUUGACGUGGAGCACUGCCCUCAACAUGAUUCGAAAGCGCAGAAUUAAACCUCUUUCCCAGUUUUUAUUUGGCGCCGAUUGACGACAGAAAAACGGAGAUAUGUUCCGAUAAAUUUCAUAAUAGCAACUAUGAAGGAACUAUUCACUAUUCAAACUAGGAACUAUUUUCUCCUCCAGAGGGCAGUCAUGCUCUUUGGACAAAUGAGGCUGUCAAAAAUAAAUUCUCUUGUCAGAAUUCAAUUUUUUAUUUUAUUUAUUUGCCUUAAUGUGGUUAUGUAAUGGGUUGUUGUAGAGGAUCAUUAUAACAGCAGGUCAUAUAGAUAACUGUGCUAUAAAAAAAAAAAAAAAAAGACUUUAAAAUAAUAAUAAUAAUAAUCUAAGCAAUUACUCAUUAGUUGUGUAUUCUUUUCACCAAAUACUUGUACUUGACUACAUUUUUUGGACGACUACUUUGACCUGAGUAAGAUUAUUUUGAAGUAACGUUAUACUCUUACUUGAGUAAAAUUUUUUGACAACUCUACCCACCUCUGGUGAUGAUCACAGACCUUGAAAGGCUAAAGCAACAUUGCAUAAUCUCUAUUAAAAAGGCGAGAAAGCAGUAUUACCAUGCGUUUCAAAACAAGCGAGCCUGGAGAAGACACCGGUUAGUGUGCAUGUGUGGAGGGGGCAGCACGUCACAUGAGUGACACAACCAAACACUGCUAAGAUGCAGGCUGACUACACAUACAAUAAGAAAAUGUUUCACAACGUGAACAUUUUCGUCUCGUUCUCACCUCAUCAGACGAAAAGGGGCAUUCAUGUCGUUAUGUUUUCGUCUACUGUGACACAUUUUUAGCUCGGCAUCGUCACGGAAAAAAUUAUUCGUCAACGCUAUAUUUUUUUUAUCGUCAUUGUUGAAGAACAUAAGUGGGAAAUUUCAGUUUUUCUGAUUUACAGAAAGAAACAUUUUUAAAAACAAAACAUUUAAAAAUGAAAAUAAUCUGCAUAAAUAUCAUCAUGUUUGUUGCGUUAGAUGUUUUGUUUAUUUUUUAUUUUCAUUUUAUUUGAACAGCAUUCAGAUGAAUUAAUUUUGGCCUGCUGCUCGUCCCUGCAUGCUAGAUAGUAGAUGUAGUGUAUUUUUUUGUUUUGUUUUUGUUAUACACUCCAUUUUUUUGUAUUCAAAUGUGUUGCUUUUCCAAUUUGGGCUCUCUUAAUUUUAUUAGCAGGUACACAGCAGAAUGUUUGAGGGGGUUUAAAUUCAGAUUAUGAGCAUUUAAGGUUGAGAUUAUUUUUGAAUUUGUAUUCGUUUUUAGAAUUUAAUAGUGGGCCGGUCAAGCAGUAUAUUAGUAAAAAAAAAAAAAGUUUGCCUUUCCCCUUCAAUUCUGAGAAACAUUUCUUGACAUUUUUCCCUCAGUGAAUAAUAGUCAAUUAUCAUCUUGUUAUUCUAGUAAAGAUUCAUAUUAAACUGAUGUGAUUUGGCUAUUUUCCAGCCUCAUUUGCCCACUCAACCCGCAUCUUCCUCCUCUUUAAUCUGCUGCUGUGGGAUUAGCACGCGUUGCGGGGCCCACGCAUGAAUGCAGCAACGGUGCAGGCGUUGUCCCGUCCACCUGUCGUGUUUUGAGGAGGGCCUUUGAUUAUUUGCGCGUGAUGAAUAACCCCCACACACCAACAGCAUCUGGAGAUUAUUUAUGCGUCGAAGGAUAUGAAGCAUUCAAAGAGUCAUAUUUUGGUGAGGAAUUCAUUUAAAAAAAAAAAAAAAAAAAGCUAAUAAGAAUAUAAAUGUUAAAUGCACCUAAUUUCCAAAUAGUGCAUGUAUUUUCGAUUCAUAAGAUUUCAAGAGUGUGUGGAAAGGGCGUCUAUAAAGCAUCCAUGAUGAUCCACAGGAAUCCUGAAUCCUCGCUGCUGAUUGGCUGCUGGGCUCUGCCUCUCGUCGGUAUGGACCUGUUGGAUAAAGGGACCAUUUUGUAAAGAAGCCCCCGCACGCACUUGUGCACAGAGGACCAUGCACUGGGGAACAGCCUGUUAAUCCACCAAAAAAAAAAAAAAAAAACUCAGCCGAACCCAACCCACCAUGACGGGCAAACAAGGCGCGGUGUUGUCGGGAACUUUGAACCCCGUGGAGACGAGAAAAGCUCCUCUGGGUGUCAAUGGAGGCAGCGGCAUCAACAACCAGCAGCAGCCGGCCAAGGCCACCGUCAUCCAUCCGCCCAGCAGGUGCACGGGCUUCGGCAUCCAGGAGAUCCUGGGGCUCAACAAGGAGCCGUCCGCGGCCCCGAGGAGCCCGCUCAGCUCCUUGCCGGCCGGGGCGCACCUCAUCGCGGCCAGAUCUGUGCUGGGACACGCCGGUGUGGGUGUCGGGAUGGGAUUAAUCGGCACCGCUGGGAUUCCGGCGUUUUACAGACAGCCCGCGUUUUUGGAGGGAGUGCUGGACCCGCAAGACGUUCGCCUACAGCCGCACAACACCUCCUCUGCGGGGGGGAUGGAUGCAGGACAGUCUGCAAGCUCGGACUCUGAAGAUUUGUCUUCAAGUGAAAGAAAAGUGUCCAAGUCUUCAAUAGCUCAGAGCAAGAAACGCAAGAAAAGACGUCACAGGACCAUAUUCACGUCGUAUCAGUUGGAGGAGUUGGAGAAGGCCUUUAAUGAGGCCCAUUAUCCUGACGUGUACGCACGAGAGAUGUUGGCCAUGAAAACAGAAUUGCCUGAAGACAGAAUACAGGUGUGGUUCCAGAACCGUAGAGCCAAAUGGAGGAAGAGAGAGAAGUGCUGGGGUCGUAGCACUGUCAUGGCCGAAUAUGGUCUCUACGGGGCAAUGGUCAGACAUUCCAUCCCACUACCUGAGUCCAUCCUCAAGUCGGCUAAGGAUGGCAUCAUGGAGUCCUGUGCCCCCUGGUUGCUAGUUCAAGAUGGCUUACCGAUCAACAGACGCUAUUCUAAAUCUGAAUACCCGCAACUCUUUGCAGGGAUGCACAAAAAGUCCAUGGAGACUCCGCCGCCCCCUCAGCCGGCGGCCGCCAAGUGCGACGAGUCGCCGCCGCCGCCUAGCUCUCGGCGGACCGAAGACUCGGAGCCGGAGGAGAGGAGGUCGAAGGGCGAGUUGGCCAUUUCUAAAGAGGAACUGAGAGAGAACAGCAUCGCAGCCCUCAGGGCCAAAGCGCAGGAGCACAGCGCCAAAGUGCUCGGGACAGUGCGUCACGACAGACUGGAUGAGGACGAACGGGAGAAAACCUCUACUCCGCGUAGUCCCGCGGAUGACAGGCACAGCCCGUAAAGUCUGAACACUCAAUGUGGGGUGCUGACCUCUCAGUGGCUCUUCUUAAGCAACUUGUGUCUGGACUCUCAUGAGGACAAUUCACUUCUACGCAGAAGAUUCAAGCGCACUUUUUUGGGGGGUUCUAAUUCCAAACAGUUCCCAUUUUACAUCCUGAACUGCGACAUUUUCAACUGAAAAAAAUCCUGCCACGAUCCUCUUAUAGGAGGAGGAACGUAAUUGUUGUCUGUGUGAUGCUGUAUAUCAGGGGUUCUCAAACCAUUGGGGUCCAGAGCCAAGGAAAAAACCCAAGGAUCUCAUCACAAUUCUUACAUAGCUUCAAGCAUUCCUCAAUCCUGACGUUCCCGAACAUACCUUAUUCUGCUAUCCAGUUAAACACUAAAUGUUAUCACACAAUAAUUCAAAACACCGAGAUUGACAUUGGUUUUCAAUAAUAUGCCAAUUGUUAACUUGACAUCAAUGGACUGGUAAUUACGCCACCAAUAAAACCCUCGCCGCCUCUGCAACCUCAUGGAUUGUGCUAACCGCUGAGCUAAAAGCCCCGAGCUAGCAGCUGCUAGCACACUCUUCUUAACCUUCAGGGACUUGAGGGCGCUUUCACACUACCACUGUUUGUUUCGUUUUGAACGGACCAGAGUUCUUAGUCCGCUUCGUUUUGUAAAUGUGAACGUGUAUCUAGUUCGGACCAAACAAACAAACUCUGGUCCGCUCAAUAAUUGUGCAUAGACUUCAUAAUGUAUUGACGGGACACGGGGCCGAUAAAUAGGGGGCCUGCAUUGUUGGCGAGGCCAUCAAAGCUGACCGAGUGGAAUCACAGACAAAGAGUUUUUUUUGUUUAAAAUUCUUGUGAAUAAAUGCUUAAAUCCUUGAAUUCUUUAUAGAUAUGGACGUAAAACAGUCUCGAUUCUUGGUUAAAAGCAGAAAAAAAAAAACGUGCAGUUAGCAUUUAUUUUCCGUAAAUAUGUCGAAGUACAAUGCUAGUCUGUUACUGAAUGUAGCUAGCGGCCGCUUGAUGUAAACAGAGCUUUUCCGGUGAAAAUUCUUUUGAAUAUAUGCUUAAAUCCCCUAAUUCUUUAUAGAUAUGGACAUAAAACAGUCUUGACUUUUGGUUAAAAGCAUAAAAAAACAUGCAGUAAGCAUUUAUUUUACGUAAAUAUGCCGAAGUACAAUGCUAGUCUGUUAAUGAAUGUAGCUAGUGGCCGCUUGAUGUAAACAGAGCUUUUCCGGUGAAAAUUCUUGUGAAUAAAUGCUUAAAUCCCCGAAUUCUUUAUAGAUAUUGACGUAAAACAGUCUCGACUCUUGGUUAAAAACAAAAAAAAACGUGCAGUUAGCAUUUAUUUUACGUAAAUAUGUCGACGUACAAUGCUAGUCUGUUACUGAAUGUAGCUAGCGGCCGCUUGAUGUAAACGAAGCUUUUCCGGUGAAAAUAUUUGUGAAUAAAUGCUUAAAUCCCCGAAUUCUUCAUAGCUAUGGACAUAAAACAGUCUUGAUUCUUGGUUAAAAGCAGAAAAAAAAACGUGCAGUUAGUAUUUAUUUUACAUAAAUAUGUCGAAGUACAAUGGUAGUCUGUUAGUGAAUGUAGCUAGCGGGCGCCUGAUGUAAACAGCUUUUCCGGUGAAAAUUCUUGUGAAUAAAUGCUUAAAUCCCCGAAUUCUCUAAAGAUAUUGAUGUAAAACAGUCUCGAUUCUUGUUAAAAGAAAAAAAAACGUGCAGUCAGUAUUUAUUUUACGUAAAUAUUGUGAACUAUGAUGCCAAUGCAGUAGCAGCUAAUUUCUACAAUUGAUUUUUUCCACAACGUUUCAAAAUGAUUGCAUGGUACGAAAAAUAUAAUAAUAACCUUGAAUUCUCGAACAAAUCACCCCUGGGACAAUCCUUCCUGUUUGUAUGCAGUACACCUUUCAUACUUUUUCAACAGAAAUCCGGCGUUAGAUCGCUGCGUGCAUGUGUUUGUGAAUAGCUCCUCUUGAUGUGGGUGGCCCCUUGCUUGAAUGUGAGGCGCAGUGCAUGACCGAUCUGACCCGUCAAUACAUUAUGAAGUCUAUGAAUCAUGGGUCUCGGUCCACUUUAAGCGCACCCUGCUUUGCUUGUGAAUGCAACCGGAGCAGAGUCUGCUUUUGUCAGUGUACAGUGUCACAGCAUGGAGCUGUGAUGCUCCAGGCUAUUCAAAAUAAAAAAAUAGCAAGAUGGCAGAUGAUUAGCCAUGGUCAAAUGUUGUUGUGCUGCGUUAAGCAGUUGCAUUUGAUACACAGAAUCUGAUUCUACUGUGGCGGUUGUGUUUUGCAUGCUGUUGCUGAACUGUGUGAGAGUGACAGUGGCAUAGUCAGCUGGCGCUGGAGUCUCACUCUCCUGGAAGUGGCGAGAAUUUGACAGUCCAAAAAGUGUCACAAAAGUGAAAGCAAUUGUAUGCCUGUGUGAUGUACAAUGCGGUUCCCUUUCGUGGUUUAAUUUUUCCCUAUGCAUUCUCUAUAUACUCCAGUUUGCUCGGCAUAGAGUCUGGAGGGAGAGACCCCGCUGCUGGCUGAGCGGUGACUUGCUAUGCUAUGCUACAUUACUUGGAGUGUCACAGCACCACUCUAUGACGCUCCAUGCUCCCUUCCCUACCUUGACGGAUGAUCUCCUCUUCUAUUUGUCCAAUCAAUGAGUGCGCCUUUCGUCCAUGUGAUGCUACUGAGCUACUCGGAAAGUUCGGUUGGCGCAGUGUGAAUGCUGAACCUUUUCAACAACUCAUUUGCAAGUGUUGUUGCGAGGUAGCUCUCCAACCGGACCAUGGUCCUCUUGGUUUAGUGUGAAAGCGCCCAUAGUUUACCUACGCACACAGCACUUGCUAGCAUCCGUUACACGAUUACACAAAUACAAAGUGGUUGUCUAUGUGACAUGAAACCUUCCUUUUUAUAACUACGAACAUUGCUCACAAGGAAGCUAACACUCACUACCGUUUUAGUUAAAGAUGUCGAUCGAUCGGGUCCGAUCACGUCAUUUUCAAAGUAUCGGAAUCGGCAAAAAAAUAUCAGACAUGCCUUUUUUUAAAUAUAUAUA
Messenger RNA from Corythoichthys intestinalis (scribbled pipefish), 7080 nucleotides. It is a transcript of the gene vsx2, whose product is annotated as visual system homeobox 2. Gene Ontology annotation, molecular function: sequence-specific double-stranded DNA binding; DNA-binding transcription factor activity, RNA polymerase II-specific. Bases 2848 to 4044 code for a protein of 398 amino acids. The transcript is spliced from 5 exons. Gene Ontology annotation, cellular component: nucleus. Gene Ontology annotation, biological process: regulation of transcription by RNA polymerase II. Lineage: Eukaryota; Metazoa; Chordata; Actinopteri; Syngnathiformes; Syngnathidae. The record is from RefSeq and is a predicted model, not a curated record.